Messenger RNA from Trichoderma aggressivum f. europaeum, 1173 nucleotides. RefSeq lists its product as uncharacterized. NCBI's taxonomy places the organism in Eukaryota, Fungi, Ascomycota, Sordariomycetes, Hypocreales, Hypocreaceae. Gene Ontology annotation, molecular function: oxidoreductase activity. The record is from RefSeq and is a predicted model, not a curated record. The coding region runs from base 1 to 1173 and encodes 390 amino acids. The transcript is spliced from 2 exons.
AUGUCUCUGCCAAGGAUUGGAAGAGCCGGCCGUCAGUUGGCAUCAUACGCCACAGUUGCGUCCAGAGCUUCGAUCCAGCCAAUUGCGCAUCCGCCCGGAUCGGGGGUUCGGUUCGGAGCGGUCGUGCAGGGCGUCAACGUCAACAAGAUAUCAGACGCCGACUUCGACAUGAUCAAGGGCGCUCUGUACAGACACCAAGUCCUUGUUUUCAAAGCGCAGCAUGACGCCUCUUCCAAGGCGCAAUACGAAAUCACCCAACGAUUCGAUCCCGAGGCGUCAGCUUCCUACGGCCACGGAAAGACGCUCGACGCCAAACGGUCCAUCUUGCAUCCAGACCUCAAGACGAUCCCACGCCAGCCACAGGUCCAAGUGAUUGGGAACGGCUUCGUCAAGGAGUACGAAGGGCUGAAGAAUAUCCAGCUGCGGCACCCCCACCACAAGACCUUCCACGCCACCGUUAUACCGGACGAGGACGACUUGGACUUUACCCGGUUCUACAGAUGGCACAUUGAUGCCGCGCUGUAUGGGCUCGCCCCUCCGGUGGCCACAACCCUCUUCGCGGCCCAGGUCCCCGGCGGCCGCACGCAGACGAUCCGAUAUGAAGACACGGGCGAGGAGCUGACCGUUCCUCUGGGGACGACGGCGUUCGUCUCUGGCUACACCAUGUAUGACCUCUUAUCGCCGCAGGACCAGCAGUUCGCCAUGUCGACAAAGGUCGAAUACGCCCCGCAUCCCUAUGUGUGGAUGAGCGGUGCCAAGUCUCGCUCGGACGGCCUGGGCCUUAUCUCGGAGGGCAAAGAGGUGCCGCUCGACAGCCUGCCAGAGAUUGAGCAAGACAAGAUCCAAAUCCUGCCCAUGUGCUGGCGCAACCCCCAAGACGACAGGCUAGCGCUGCAGAUUCACCCGUCCGCGGUUCGGAAGCUACAUCUGGGCAACGGCGAGGUUAUCGACGACCUGAAGGAGGUGCGGGAGAUUGUUCACCGACUACAGCGGCCCGGUAUCGCGCCUGGCCAUGUGUAUGCGCACGACUGGGAGGAGGGCGAUUUCGUCAUCUUCCACAACAGAAGCCUGAUUCACUCAGUCGUCGGGGCGUUUGCGGAGGACGAGGUGCGCCUCUUUCGUCAGUGCAACAUUGCCGGCAGCAGCUUGCCCGAGGGGCCAAGAUACAUGUAG